Messenger RNA from Eruca vesicaria subsp. sativa (arugula), 510 nucleotides. The record is from the annotation of a GenBank genome assembly. Lineage: Eukaryota; Viridiplantae; Streptophyta; Magnoliopsida; Brassicales; Brassicaceae.
AUGGCUUAUGCAGACCCUCAAAAGCAGUACGCUGAUGCGGUCAUAGAAGUGCUUCCAACGCAGCUCAUUCCAGAUGACAAUGAAGGCAAAGUGUUGAGAGUGAGACUGAUUAUGAAGGAAGGUGUUAAGUACUUCAGCCCGGUUUACCUUUUCGAUGAAGCUUCAACCAUCUCGUGGAUCCCUUGUGGUCGCAAACUCACCUGCUCGUACCCUGGCAUCAAGUUCUACUACGAACCUGAUACCUACUUCGACCAUGAGGUUUCAGUUUUGGAAAUGGAUGGGAAAUUCGAUAGACUAGACGAGAUUAUAUAUGUGGAGAGCCAUCUGAGCAAUCUCUCGACCAAAUUCUACGGUGAAGUCACUCAGCAGAUGCUUAAACAUGCUGACUUCCCUGGUAGCAACAACGGGACUGGUCUUUUCCAGACCAUUGUUGGAUUGAAGAUCAGAGAUCUCUAUGAGCAGCUCAUUGCCAACAAAGCCACUGCUCCUGCAGAAGCUGCUAAAGCCUAA